ACAGGUUUUGUGCUAGUCCUUCUCCCAGGGGUCAGUUAUUGUGUCCUUUAUGCUCUUAUUGCUUAUUGUCUUUUUUUGUCUCCUGAUUUUCACCUUGGAUUUUAAAAAACCCAAGCCAAAAGCAAGUACGCAACACACCUUUUUCCUUUGUACAUGGGGAAGAGGAAAAAGCAUAGUUCAAAAAGCAACAUUUAGUCCAUAGUAGGAUAGGAUGCUGGGAGUCUGUUCCUGCUUGUUUUCUUCACCUACACAAAGGAUUCAGACUGGAUAUCUGGUGGCUUUGUGUUUCUCAGCCUUAAUGAGAGGGGAAAAAAUGGCUGCAGGACAGUGAUCAAUGUUUCAAGCCAGCUUUCAAACCUUUACCCAGCCUGCUGAAGGCGAGGGUUAUUUUAGACCACCCUUUAAUACUGACUGAUAUUGCAUGAAGACUUUGCUUUAGAAUACAAAUCCCUUAUUCUUUUUGCAAUAAGACAGUCACCAGCUGUGAUUGGGUAAGGGGGUGAGUGCUCCCACACGGGCUCCACUUCCCUUUCUUGUACCAGGUUAAAUACACUGCAUGUUUCCUGCUAACCCUUUGUAAGUUAAGAUACAAACCUGUCACCGUUGCCUCUCAGCAUGCCCCCCAUGACAGAGGCGGUGGCCAGGCGAGCCCUCCUGUACUUCACGUCCUUGCGGUGCUGCUAUGGGAACAGGGUGGCAGGGGAGCUGGUCUUCCAGUGCCUGCAGCAGCCAGGCACCUACUGAUAUCGACUGAAGACAUUCAGUGAGUCGAGGUUAAGCGAGUGGGUGUUUGAGCCCUUCACCAGACUCAGAUGCCAUGGUCACGGCUGGUCCAAGUGCAGGGUGUGCCAUGGGACAGGUCAGACAAGGUGUGUAACGUGCAAGGGAUCCCGACACAGGCUAAAGCAGCAGAAGAGAUGCCAGCUUUGCUCAGGCACAGGUCGCAAAAGGUGCAAUACCUGUUCUGGUUGGGGCAGCAAGACCUGUGUGACCUGUCAGGGAGAGAAAAAGCUGCAGCAUUUCAAGCAGCUGGUGAUAACCUGGAAGAGCAAUGUCUUUGAAUUUGUUUCUGAGCAUCAUCUGAACUUCCCAGGAGAGCUGCUCAGCAAAGUCAGUAGAGAGAGUAUAUGUAAAGAUGAAAAUCUGAUGAUGAAUGUGUACCCCAUCAUUGACUUCCCUGGACCCGAGAUCUCCCUGGCCUAGCAGUGAGUCAUUGCAGAGCACAGAGCAGCAUUGGCCACGUCCUCCUGCAUCCUCCAGCAGAGUCAAACAAUUGAGCUAAUCUCCCUCACAGAAGUUCACUACUAGUAUUCAGGGAAGCCUUACCUCUACUACAUCUAUGGGCUCCAGAACAAGGUGUAUGCACUGGACUACCCUGAGAGGUGCUGCUGCAGCUGUGCCAUCAUCUGAGAGUUGGUGCUGGGAGAAAAGCAUGAUUCUGGCAGUGAUUACCUAGUGAAACCCCUUCAGGGAGCAGGGAUGCUCCAGGACCUUGCUCCCAGGCAUGC
Messenger RNA from Pezoporus occidentalis (night parrot), 1508 nucleotides. RefSeq names its product ssu-2 homolog (gene SSUH2). The transcript is spliced from 8 exons. The record is from RefSeq and is a predicted model, not a curated record. Lineage: Eukaryota; Metazoa; Chordata; Aves; Psittaciformes; Psittacidae.